AUGUUUAUGCUUUCUCACUUUGUCAAAAAAAGCUUUAUUGGUUGCCUUUUCCAUGACAGAAUCCUGAACCAUUUAGGUUUAGACUUGAUAACAUACAAUGAGAAAUAUGACUCUUAUGAUCAAUUGAUCCAAGAAGAAUGGGAUAAUGAAGAUAAUCUUGAUAAUCCACAUAAUUGGCUCGUGUACCUUAAGGCAAUAUUCAGCCUUGAAAUCGGAUUCUUGAGUCUUUCUGUUUACAUUGGACUGGCAAUUUACACUCCAGGCAUUGAUCAAAUCAUGAAGGAUUUUGCAAUCAGUGAAGAAGUCGCCUUGUUACCUAUGGUUUUAUUCGUCAUAGCUUAUGGGAUUGGUCCUUUGUUUUUAUCCCCUAUCACAGAACACUACAAAAUCGGGCGGAAUCCUGUUUAUAUUAUUACCCUCUUCCUUUUCGCAAUUCUUCAACUUCCAACCGCAAUUGCCAAAAAUAUUGCAUCGCUUUGCAUUCUAAGAUUUCUUAGUGGUAUUUUUGCUUCUCCGGUGUUGGCAACUGGUGCUGCGUCUGUGUGCGAUAUUAUUGCUGUUCCUUAUAUGCCAGUUGUAAUUGGUAUAUGGGCAAUCUGUUCCUUGUGUGGGCCGUCAUUGGGACCGUUAAUAGGUGCAGUCUUGAGCACUAAAAGAGACUGGAGAUUUUGUUUCUGGUUCUUAUUGAUACUUUCAGGUGCAUCUUUUGUUAUUUUGUCUCUUUUCUUACCCGAAACUUACCCUCCAAAACUAAAAUAUGAAAGGGCAAAGUUAUUGAGAAAGUUGACGGGAAAUGAUGAUAUUCGAACAAGCGACGAAAUGAAAAAUCAAAUUGACAAGGGAUUUCUUCGAGAGUAUCUUUGGAGACCUAUUGAACUCACGCUCGUGGAGCCAGUGGUUUUUUUGAUCAAUGUGUACUCAGCACUAAUCUACUCAGUUCUUUAUUUGUGGUUUGAAGCUUUCCCUAUAGUCUAUAAAGAAGUCUUUGGUUUCUCCACAAUAAUUGAAGGGCUAUGCUUCCUAAGUAUUUUGGCUGGGGUGAUCAUUGGGUCUUUCGUUUAUGUCACUUUCAUCUACCUUGCGUUCACAAAGAAGCUUUUGCGUAACCAACAGAUAUACCCAGAAGUAUUUUUGCCAAUGGCUAUAGUGGGUGCAAUAUGUUUACCAAUGGGUAUUUUCAUCUUCUCAUGGUGCGCAACUCCUCAUGCUCAUUGGUUCGGGACGUUGGUUGGAGCCUGUCUAGCGGGCAUGGCAAACUUUGUGAUCUUUCAAACCUUACUCAAUUAUUUAGGGAUGUCAUUUCCUCGUUAUUCGGCUUCAGCUUUUGCGAGUAAUUGCUUGUGGAGGUCGGUUGUUGCAGGUGUGGCACCUCUAUUUGCAAAGCCUUUAUAUAGAAACCUUGCGUUGAGAGAUUACCCAGUAGGUUGGGGCUCUAGUGUCUUGGGAUUUAUUGCGACUGCGAUGAUCUUGAUACCAGUUGUGUUUUAUUGGAAAGGACCUCAAUUAAGAGCUCUGUCGAAAUUCGCCUCUUAA
This is a messenger RNA of Meyerozyma guilliermondii ATCC 6260, 1533 nucleotides long. RefSeq names its product MFS transporter. Bases 1 to 1533 code for a protein of 510 amino acids. Gene Ontology annotation, cellular component: membrane. Gene Ontology annotation, biological process: xenobiotic detoxification by transmembrane export across the plasma membrane. The record is from RefSeq and is a predicted model, not a curated record. Gene Ontology annotation, molecular function: fluconazole transmembrane transporter activity; xenobiotic transmembrane transporter activity. The transcript has a single exon. Lineage: Eukaryota; Fungi; Ascomycota; Pichiomycetes; Serinales; Debaryomycetaceae.